Haliotis rubra (blacklip abalone) is the source of this 1614-nucleotide messenger RNA. RefSeq lists its product as uncharacterized. Bases 126 to 710 code for a protein of 194 amino acids. The record is from RefSeq and is a predicted model, not a curated record. Lineage: Eukaryota; Metazoa; Mollusca; Gastropoda; Lepetellida; Haliotidae. The transcript is spliced from 7 exons.
GUUCUUCGCCUGCCGCAGGAGGAGGGUUACUCGGUAGUAUCCCCGACGUUGUAUUACCAUUAAUCUACUUGGAGAGUUUACAAUUACGUGGACCGUGGACUACAUUUAAACAACUACAUACCCAGAUGAAAAUGACCAAUGUAAACGCCGCCAGCAUCGUUGUUGUCGUCUUCUUCCUCGUCAUCCAGGUCGCAGCGUUAACACUAGAUACAGAACAGGCAAGCCAGCUUCAGAAACGAGACACGUCCAAAUUAGACAUGAGUGCGUUACGGACAGCUCUGGAUGGGAUGGACACAGACCUACAGAGCAAACAGAAGCGCACGUGUGCAAUAGGCAUCAACAGCCACCACUGCGCCCUCGCCAGCAUGGACGACCGCAUGCUGUCUCGUGAGUGGCUUAACAACGGCUACAGCCCUGGCAAGAGGAACGGUGGAGCCAUUACUCCCGCCAUGCACAGCGAGGCCGAGCGUGAGCUGGAGGAGAUUUCCCUCAAACGCCAAGCUAUAGCAACACUCAAGUACCUUCUCCUCAAGAUUAAACAGAAUGAAAUCCAGCCACCCCCGAGGAAGAGAUCGUGCAGUCUACGACUAGGAGGUCUGUGCUUGACCGAGUCGCUGGACCGCGCAGCUAGCCAGUACUAUUACCUACGUAGUCCUCACAGCCCAGGUCGGCGGCGACGUGAUCUGCAGAGCCACCUCAACAAGCCUUAAAACAGUCUCAGUCCGGCUGUACUGGCUCACAGGUCAUCAGAAGGUUCAACCACCGUGACAGCUGAAACGCCAGCGUCUUCAUCAUUGCUUUCUUUGCGACAUCAUCGUUAUCACCUAAAACUGCGUGACCUAAGACCCAUACGCCAGUCCAGUACAUCUUGUGUGCAAUCUCAGAAUCUCAGAACAAAAUACUUGAAUCACGUUUAACUUCAUGAUCACAGUAUGUCAGAACACAGUGAAAAGGUGAUCUGCAAGAUGAAGUGUGUCCUAUCCAUCGUUCAUCUGUAAUUUCUGCUGAUUUAUCAAAGCUGUACAUUUCUGUAAUGAAAGGUAAACGACUGUCCUUAAGGUACAGUGUCAAGGCAGAUGAAGUUCAGAAAGAAACACUCCUCUCAUGCAUUAAUCAACGAUACCCCGGUCAAUUAAUUAACUAAUGGAAUUUAAUUAAAUACGCAAGCCUUGAUUGUAGCUGUGGGACAGACAGACAGCCUUGACCUUGAGGGUGGUGCCGUGUGAAAACUGCCGGCGUCAUUUUGAUUUAACACUCUCCUUUGGCUUAUCGGAUUUCAGUGAGUUGCAUGUCACAUUUCCAUUGUCUUAGUGUCGAUAACAGAAAUCCAUUUCCUCUUAACAAAUGCUGCUUCUCCUACGAAAAAUAAGAAAUCAAAAUAUUUUGAUGGUAGCAUUGACUGCAAUGCCAAUUGUUCUGAAAAAAUGUCAUCGUCCUGUAAUUGCGUGCAACGCCACGUGUUGAAUGCGAAUGUUUAUGUCAGAUAUAUGUUGGUUAUAUAUCAGAUAUAUAUCGGCAUGCCCGGUCCAGGUGAUGUCCGUUAUAUGUAUGAUAUACAACACAAGGGCCAGCGUCACGAAGUAUGUUUUGUCGAAUAAACAGCUUUCCAUCUUC